Messenger RNA from Salvelinus sp. IW2-2015, 1014 nucleotides. RefSeq names its product zinc finger protein 239-like. Gene Ontology annotation, biological process: regulation of transcription by RNA polymerase II. The record is from RefSeq and is a predicted model, not a curated record. Lineage: Eukaryota; Metazoa; Chordata; Actinopteri; Salmoniformes; Salmonidae. Gene Ontology annotation, molecular function: DNA-binding transcription factor activity, RNA polymerase II-specific; RNA polymerase II cis-regulatory region sequence-specific DNA binding. Gene Ontology annotation, cellular component: PcG protein complex; chromatin; transcription regulator complex.
AUCCACCAGCGCAUCCACACAGGGGAGAAACCGUACCAGUGCUCCCAGUGUCAGAAAAGCUUCUCCCGGCUGGCCCACUAUAAAGACCACCAGCAGACUCACCGGGAGGAGAAACCGUACCACUGCAAUGACUGUGGGAAAAGCUUCUCCUARUUCAAGUCACUCAAGUGCCACCAGAUGAUCCACAAAGGGGAGAACCUCCACCACUGCUCCGUAUGCGGUAAAGGGUUCGCCAUCCGCGGCAACCUGAAGACCCAUCUGCAGACACACACCAAGGAGAAACCACACCAAUGCUCAGAGUGCGGGAAACGGUUCUCCCGAGCKCACGACCUGAAAAAACACAAGCUGCUCCACACGGGGCAGAAGACCUACCACAUUUGCCAGUGUGGCAAGAGCUUCACGGAGCUGGGGAACCUGCGAACCCACCAGAGAACCCACACCGGAGAGAAACCAUUCUGCUGUUCUUUCUGCGGCCGAACCUUCUUGCGUGCUGGAGACCUGAAGAGCCACCAGCGGACACACACCGGAGAGAAACCAUUCAUCUGCGCCAUUUGUGGGACCAGUUUUGCCCAAUCUGGCAACCUGAAAGUGCAUCAGAUCACACACACUAAAGAGAGGCCGUACCCUUGUACUGUCUGUGAUAAGGGGUUCACCACACCGGGGAGUCUGAAGCUACAUAUGAGGACACACACAGGGGAGCGGCCGUUCCUGUGUAGCGCGUGUGGGAAAGGGUUCACGGCGUCAGGGCAGCUGAAGAGGCACCAAGAGUGUCACAUGAGAGACACUGUCCAAUCAUCUCCUAGUGAAGACACAGGGGUGGCGGUGGCUUCAAAAUAAAAGUCCUCUCUAAGCGGACUACAAAAUAAGAGUACUGGAAACGUGCCAUUGUGUGUCUGAACUGUGAUCAUGAUGGGAGGUUUUACUGCUUCAUGAUGUCACUAUGGGCUCUGGUCAAAUGGGACACCAUUCACUAUGGGCUCUGGUCAAAUGGGACACCAUUCACUAUGGGCUCUG